Messenger RNA from Dermacentor andersoni, 1714 nucleotides. RefSeq lists its product as uncharacterized. The record is from RefSeq and is a predicted model, not a curated record. Lineage: Eukaryota; Metazoa; Arthropoda; Arachnida; Ixodida; Ixodidae. Gene Ontology annotation, molecular function: zinc ion binding.
CGCAAUGUGGCGCUGCGGUUCCCCGAGCCCGGCGCCAUGUUUGUGGUUGUGCCGCAGCAGCCGACGCAUGCUUGCAGCUGUGUUCCGUAAGUGUUGUGUGGUGUUCCCUAGCAUUUAGGUUUCUCGUGUGUUGCAUGUGGCGUUGGUUGUUUGCAAUACUGCUGCGUUGGAAGCUUCCUCUACGGAUACACGCUGUAAAGACUUGGAAAAGUGCCCACACCGGAGCACGUUGUUGCGCGACAAAAAGCUGCUGUGUACGUCUCAUUCGGCGCGACUGCAGUGUAACAUGCAACUCAGCGACUACGCAAAGUCGCUGCCUGACCCCGAGCGCAGCAGAUACAUCAUCAAAAUCGCGAAAUGCGGCGGAGAUGACCCGUUGGCGCUGUCCGAUGACCACUUUACGAACGAUGUUGCUUUUUAUCCAAGUGUCGACCGUGCGGACAUCAGAGACUAUCUAGUCCACGGGACGAGCUUCGUGACGCGGGAUCAGCUAAAGAGCUAUAAAUCCCUGGAGGCUCAUAAUUACGUCACCAGUGGUCUCGUGGAGCCACCAAGAGUGAAAGUUCGUGAUGGCAACGUCGUCGUCGUUGGAAAGGUCCGCCACUCUCAGGCGUUCAGAGAUAAGCUGCUGCUGCCGUGGCUGUUGAUUAAAGCUGACGGGGAAGUUUUGUGCGCGCACUGUACGUGCAUGGCCGGCCUCGGGGAGGCGUGCUCACACGUUGGUGCAGUGCUCUUUUAUUUGGAGGCUGUUGUGACACGCCGGGAUGGUCAAUCAUGCACAGAUGGGCAAAAUGCAUGGCUACCGCCUCAUCUCGUCAGUCUGGAAUGCCGACCGGUGGCAGAGAUGGACUUCGCGUCUUCCGCAAUGAAAAAACGCCGCCUGGACGACACUGAGGCUGCCCCCCGCGACCCACCAAGUGUUGAAAUGCCCAAGCCGAGAGAGGACGAGAUGUUAAAGUUUUUCUCGUCAUUGAGUAAAUCUGAGGGUAGGCCAGCACUUCUCUCGCUUGCCCAAAAAUUUGCUGACCCCUACAUUCCCUUGGGCUUGAAGUACCCUAAGCUCCUCCUCCGCAAUCUGCAAAGGAAGCAGUGCCCAAUUUCCUUGGAGGAUGUACAGGCAGAAUGCCGUAAUGUCUUGCAGGACCUCUCAAUUGAGCCUGAUGUGUGUGUACUGAUCGAGAAGCAGACAAAGGCCCAAUCUGCAUCCGAGAAGUGGCAUUUAUUUCGGACUGGACGCAUCACAGCUUCAAAUGCAGGAGCGGUAUUUGCAACUUCAUUGACCAAGCCUUCAAAGAGCCUGCUGAAGAGACUGUGCUACCCAGAGGACUGCAAAUUCCAGACUGCAGCAACUCAGUGGGGAAAGAAGAAAGAAGCUGCUGGGAGGGCAGCUUACAUAGAGGCAAUGCAGAAGCACCAUCUAGGCUUUAAGUGUGAAAUGUCUGGCCUCCACAUAAGCAUAGAGCGACCAUUUCUGGCUGCAACUCCUGAUGGCCUUGUACAUUGCAAUUGUUGUGGAGACGGCCUUCUGGAGAUAAAAUGUCCAUACUCUGCAAAAGAUGCACUUAUUUGCGAAAUUCCAGAGCGGCAACGAUCUUAUCUUGUAGUUGAUGGCAAUGAUGCAAAGUUAUUGAGAAACCAUCAUUACUUCAAGCAAACUGCUGAGCCUAAUGUAAGCAGCAUCAAGCCACCUUUCUACUGUCCUCGUUACGGUUGA